This is a messenger RNA of Porites evermanni, 550 nucleotides long. Lineage: Eukaryota; Metazoa; Cnidaria; Anthozoa; Scleractinia; Poritidae. The record is from the annotation of a GenBank genome assembly.
AUUUUGACCUAAAAUUCGGCCAACUUUUCGCGGCCGCGCGGAGGAUUGGGUCCAUGUGAAUCAAAAAAAAAAAAUGGCGGCUCAAAGGGAACCUGACCAAGUGGAAAUUAUUAGUGGCAUUAAAGGAGCAUUAAAUCGCCAGAAGUCGAAUUUUUCCCGGCGGUUUUCAAAUGUACAUAAGCUGAGAGAUCUAGAUCAAACUUUUCAAGCGCUAGGGAAAGUGGCCGAGGCUGUUGUGAAGGGAAAAUACGGUCCCCUUCGGGAUCGAUAUCAGCAUGAAAUUUGUCCCAUAUCUUCCAUGUUGGAGCGCACAAUGAUACGUGCUAAGAAAGGCAUUUAUCGCCGACUUAGUCCGCGGAUGAGUAAAAUCCAUCCUUGGAUGAUUUGUUUUGACGUCCCGAUGCCACAGGAAGUGUUCAAUUUACUGAAUAAAGGGGUUGUAAAUCUUACACGUUUUGGUGUAGAUGUUUUGGAGCAGCCUUAUUCAGUCACAAUAACAUUCUCAAGUAUGAGAAGACUGUGUGCCCUAUUUAACAAAUUUGAGGACUGC